AUGACUCAAAUCUCGUGGAUUUUUGUGUUGCUUUGUGUUCUUGCACCGACUGCAUUGGCUGCUAUCCAAUGUUGGGUGGGUCAGGAGACGAUUUCGAACGGAAGACGUCUGCCAACAGAGAUCGGGGGACCUUAUCAGUCGGUCCAAUGCAACGACGCCGACUAUUGUUUCAACAGCUAUGUGAAACGACACAAGCAAGGCGACGACAGUUAUACGAUUACGAAGAGUUGCGGAGAGACCGGAAAGUGCUUUGAAGACGGCUGCCGCGGUCCGGGCGACGAGAAGAACUGCUGUUGCAGUGACAACUUGUGCAAUUCCAGCAACGGUCUGAUCUAUCCAUCAGCCGGAAUUUUGAUCAUUUUGUCGCUAGUUUUCAGGCCCUAA
Molecule: messenger RNA, 384 nt
Organism: Caenorhabditis briggsae
Lineage: Eukaryota; Metazoa; Nematoda; Chromadorea; Rhabditida; Rhabditidae
Exons: 3
Coding region: 1-384 (127 amino acids)
Source: RefSeq, a predicted model, not a curated record